CAAGCCAAAGAGGAGGAAGCUAAAGAGGAGGAAGCCAAAGAGGAGCAAGCCAAAGAAGCCAAAGAGGAGCAAGCCGAAGAGGAGCAAGCCAAAGAGGAGCAAGCCGAAGAGGAGCAAGCCGAAGAGGAGCAAGCCGAAGAGGAGCAAGCCGAAGAGGAGGAAGCCAAAGAGGAGGAAGCCAAAGAGGAGGAAGCCAAAGAGGAGGAAGCCGAAGAGGAGGAAGCCGAAGAGGAGGAAGCCGGA
This is a messenger RNA of Cyclopterus lumpus (lumpfish), 243 nucleotides long. Its product is annotated as histone H3.v1-like. The annotation marks the transcript as partial. The transcript has 2 exons. The record is from RefSeq and is a predicted model, not a curated record. NCBI's taxonomy places the organism in Eukaryota, Metazoa, Chordata, Actinopteri, Perciformes, Cyclopteridae.